Molecule: messenger RNA, 1477 nt
Organism: Drosophila subpulchrella
Lineage: Eukaryota; Metazoa; Arthropoda; Insecta; Diptera; Drosophilidae
Exons: 2
Coding region: 344-1144 (266 amino acids)
Source: RefSeq, a predicted model, not a curated record
CUGAUGAAAAACGAAAAGCACAAAAACAACGGCUAAAGCACAGGCAAAAAGCGCCGGUGAUGGUUAAAUUAUCAGUACAAAAAAUUCGCCAAUGUCUAUUUAAAACCUAAAUCCAAGCACGCCCUCGACGCCCCAAGGAUUGUGCCCCCAGGACCGACUGGGGCGAUCCACAGAGUCACCCGAUCAGGAGUAGUUACGCCCGCAAUUCGUUGUCCCCCCGUUCUAUUUGCCCCGCAUGACGUACAUAGGUUUGCGCUAAAAGUGAAACCACGGAGCACCCCCAACAAUAGAAAACAACCGAUUGCAAUCUACAUAUAGUCUGAUAGUGACGCAGCGCGCCGUGAUGCUGAUGCGCGGCGUGCAGAUCCUGCAUCGAAGACACCAGCAGUUUGGAAGGGCCUUCAGCCAGUGCUCCUUGCGUCAUGAUGCAGGCAAUCCUUGGCGGCGGAAUGACAGCGAGUCCUUCAAACCACAUCCCUGGAAGCGGCCCAGCAUGUUCCUCCAGUUUCGCUGCACUGCCGGUGGCAGUGAUUCUAAAAAGAAGGAGCAACCGGUGCUGGAGGAGACCACCGCUGGUCCAGAGGCCCAACCGAAGGAAAAGCAAACGAAGAACUUUGAGGUAAAGACGUCCAAGGGAAUCCUAUCUAUCAGCACCACUAUCGAGGACUCCAAGAUCAAUGAGAUUGUGUUUGAGAAAUCCGAUCUGCCUUCGGUGACCAAGCUCAAUGAACCGGCCUUGGCCGCAGGGGCCAUCAGUCUGCGUUCCAGCUCCACUGCAGCAGGGGGUGGUGCAGUGGGGAUGGGAGGAGGUUCACCUAUGAAUCCUACUGAAACCAUGCCACUAACAGCACCAGGUCCAACUGCAAUAACUUUGGAUGCAGCUGCGCUAGCCGAAAAGACCGGAGAUAUCCCUUCUAAAUCCCCACCAGCAGAGGGACCGCCUCCGAUGCCCGUGAUUCCUCCCAAGCGACCUCGAUUCGACUAUCGCGCUUCAUUGGAGCGCAACUUUGUGACCCCCAAUCGGGCCAUAAGCGAUUUCUUGCUGACCGCUACGGACCUCGAAAGCCUGCCCAAAAUCAAACGGAGAUCACCGUACGAACAAGAGCCAGUGAUUAUAAAACGACCGGCAGAAAACAGCUGUUGAGCCAGUGCUGACAAAAGCUUAAAGCUUUUAUCGAUAUAUCAUCGAUAGCACUCAGCAGAAAGUUAUGAAAACAAUAGAUUAGUUCUGAAAAAUGUAACCAAUUGAAAUUUCAUUUUUCAUUUUUUUCAUUCAUUCAUUUGCUGUGGGCUUUUAAUUUUGAAAAGUCUUUAUUUAGUCUAGUUGGUUACAUCUUUUAGAAUGGUCAACCACACCAAUUCUAGCAUUCCAUUAAAUUGCCAUUUUGCUAUAUCUAGCUGAUUAAUAUUGAUAUUACAAAUAUCAAUCUGAUAUGAAAGUACAUCAGUUGGAUAUUAAAAAAUACUACAAUUUGGU